AUCCCCCAUAAAGCCUUCUUGGCGGCGUGAUAUCGCCAUCUUCCAUUCGAUCCUCCGCUGAUCCCGAGGUCUGAUGGCGCUAUUUCUUCCAUGACAUGCCCGCGUGGGGGAAUUUGGAAGCAUCCUGAUUCCCUUUCAAUCCCUUUGUCGAAAUCAUUUUUUAGACUUUCUCUGCCCACCAUGUUGGCGGCGAGGACCGCUAGACGCACACACCGCUCCUUGAUGCCCAACCCUGGCCAGUCGCCCGCCGCCAGCCGCGGCUUCUCCGCACGAUCGUGGCUCCAAUCUAACGAGCCAUCAGCCUCGUCGGUCGCCACGGCCUUUCUCGCCCGUUUUCGAUCGAUCGGACCCCAGUCCCGCUCCCAGGUGCUCGAUGCGAAUCAGCUGCAACUACUCUCGCUCACCCUCAACCGUCCGUCGCUAUUCCCGGGAUCCCCCGCUCUGUCCAACACCCCCGCAGCGCUGGCCGGGGGCACCCCACUACCUCCAGGGUAUCAUCUCGUCUACUUUACCCCGGCCUUUCUAGAAGCUGAACUGGGUCCGGAUGGCACCGAUGCAUCGUAUAAUCCUAGGGCACCCUUCACGCGGCGCAUGUGGGCCGGCGGCGAGGUAGCGUGGCCGCGGAAGGCGGAUGGCCAACCGAACCCCUUGCGCGUGGGCCAGCAAGUGCGCGAGACGACUACCGUCCUCAGCGCAGAGCCCAAAGUGGUGCGGAAGACGGGGGAGGAGAUGAUCGUGGUGGGGGUGGAGAAGGAAUUCAGCAACGAGCAAGGGGUCGCUCUUCUAGAUCGCAGGAAUUGGGUGUUUCGCAAAGCCCUGACGAUGCCAGCACCACCGGCGACCCCGUCGUCGAAUGCGACCCCUGUGACUCCUCCUUCCACCCCCGCGUCGUCGACCACGACCACGACCGGCGCCACCCACACGCGCACGCUGCGCCAGACCGCCGUGACGCUCUUUCGCUUUUCUGCACUGACGUUCAAUCCGCAUAAGAUCCACUACUCCACGCCCUGGGCCCGCGACGUGGAAGGACACCGCGACAUCGUCGUCCACGGACCGCUGAACCUGAUCUCCAUCCUAGAUCUGUGGAGGGAUACCCGCUCGUCCGUAGGCAGUGAUCCUGCCCAAAUUCUCCCCGCGAGUAUCUCCUACCGCGCCACCAGCCCCCUGUACGCGGAGGAAGAGUACCGGAUCGUGAUGGAUGAGACCGCAGGCGACGGGGUGGCGAAUGUCCAGAUCAUUGCCCCGGGGGAUCAGGUGGCGAUGAAGGCCGAGAUCCGGUCGUAGGCUAUACAGGCCUACUAUACAGUAGAUAGACCCAUUGGUUCGAAGACCCCAGCAGUAAAUGACCUUGGCCAUAAGACUCCCUGUCCAUGCAUCGGAUCUCACAUAAUCAAUCUCAUGCAUGCCGAUCUCGGCUUAUGGGAGUAAAUGGCUAUCUAUGAUUGGCCCAUAUCCCAGAGAAUGGAUGAGUCAGCCAACAUGCUUAUCAAUCAACCCU
Molecule: messenger RNA, 1498 nt
Organism: Aspergillus campestris IBT 28561
Lineage: Eukaryota; Fungi; Ascomycota; Eurotiomycetes; Eurotiales; Aspergillaceae
Product: hydroxyacyl-thioester dehydratase HTD2
Exons: 2
Coding region: 181-1284 (367 amino acids)
Cellular component (GO): mitochondrion
Molecular function (GO): (3R)-hydroxyacyl-[acyl-carrier-protein] dehydratase activity
Source: RefSeq, a predicted model, not a curated record